This is a messenger RNA of Heteronotia binoei (common prickly gecko), 3307 nucleotides long. RefSeq names its product ral guanine nucleotide dissociation stimulator like 2 (gene RGL2). The record is from RefSeq and is a predicted model, not a curated record. Lineage: Eukaryota; Metazoa; Chordata; Lepidosauria; Squamata; Gekkonidae. Gene Ontology annotation, cellular component: plasma membrane. Gene Ontology annotation, biological process: positive regulation of GTPase activity; Ras protein signal transduction. Gene Ontology annotation, molecular function: guanyl-nucleotide exchange factor activity.
AUGAAGGUCUUCCUGCGCCUGUGGGGGCUGCCUGGAAGCGGGGGGGGUCGCCGGAGGGGGGUGCUGCUCACCCGGACGCGCUGGUACUGCCUGCCCGCCAAGGCGCCGGUGACGCUGUGGGAAGAGGCCGGCGACGGGGUGAUCUACGCCGUGAGCCGCCGGGCGUCGGGGGGCGCCAGCGGGCCCGUCGAGGGCUCCUCGGUGGGGGUGAGUGGCGGUCCCCUACGGGGCGGGGGGUGGCUGGGCUGUGGGUUCAAGAUCCUCCCUCCUCCUCCUCCUCCUCCUCUUCUUCUUCUACCUGGCUCUUUGGGGCUCCGCAGGGCAAGGAGGAGGAGGGAGGAGGCGGCGGCGUCCGCCCCGUUGGAGUGCCCCCUUCCUCCGGGCCAGAGCCGGGCGCUGAAGGCCGCCUCGCUGCCGGGCUUGGUGCGCCACCUGCUGGAGGCCCCCGCGCUGGGCGACCCCUGCUUCGUGCCCGCCUUCCUGGCCACCUAUCGGACCUUCGCUGCCCCCCGCCUGGUCCUGGGGACCCUGCUGGACAGGCUCCGGGCGCUUGAAGACCCCGGCUCUGACCUGGCUCCAGAAAGGACCCAGCUGCAGCGGGCUCUGGGAUCUCUGCUGUGCUCCUGGCUGGACGGCUACCCGGAGGAUUUUGUGGGCCUGGAGCCCAGACUCCGGGAGCAGCUGCUGGACCGCCUGCGCUGGGCCCUCGGGAGGGGGUCUGAGCACGAGAAGAGCCUGGCGCCGGCCCCAAAGGAAGAAGCCCCGGGGACGCGGGGAGAGCCGGAGGGAGAGGAGGCUGCCGUGGAAGACCAGGACGCCAACCCCCAUUACAUCCUGGGCCUGCAAGCAGACGAGGUGGCCGCUUACCUCACCGCGCAGGAUGCUGAGCUCUUCCUCCACUUGGUGCCCCACGAGUGCUUGGGCUCCCUCUGGUCUCAGCGCGACAAGAAGGGCAACGAAGGGGCCUGCCCCACGGUCCGGGCCACGGUGGCUCAGUUCAACCGGGUGGCCAACGCCGUCGUGGCCUCCUGCCUGAGUGACACGGGGCUGCGCGCCACGCAACGGGCCCGCCUUCUGGAGAAGUGGAUCCGCGUGGCCGAGGAAUGCCUCUCCCUCCGGAACUUCUCCAGCCUCUACGCCGUGGUCUCUGCCCUCCAGUCCACCCCGUUGCAUCGACUCAAGCGGACCUGGGAAGAGACGUCCAGGGACUGUAUCCACUGCUAUGGGGAGCUCAGCGCCAUCUGCUCAGAGAAGGACAAUUACCGCCAGAGCCGGCAGCUCCUCUUUCAGGAAGGUUCCCCCAAUCCCGAGCCCACCCAGAGGAGGCAUCAGCGGAAAACACUGGAGCAGCGCCCCACGGGCGUGGUCCCCUACCUGGGCACCUUCCUGAAGGACCUGGUGAUGUUGGAUGCCGCCACACGGAACCGGCUGGAGAACGGCUACAUCAACUUUGAGAAGCACCGCAAGGAGUUCGAAAUCUUGACACAGCUGCGCCUCCUGCAGGCCGCCUGCCGGAACUACACCUUGAGGCCUGACCGCACCUUCCAGAGGUGGCUGGAGAGUCGCCCCCGCCUCACCGAGACCCAAAGCUACCAGCUCUCCUGCGCUAUCGAGCCCCUCGGGGAGGGAGGGACACCCACCAGAUCCACGAAGCCUUCUGUGGUCAUCACCCACUGCACAGACAUGCUCAGCUCCAUUGGGAUGGGCGUCCCUGUGUCAUGGGACAAGCCCAGCUCCCCCCAGGGCUCCCCUGACUUGCUGCUCUCUCCAGCUCCUGCCCUGGCCCAGCACACAAAGUGGCCCUCUGUCUCCGUGCUCGACAGAGCCCCAGAGGACGACGGGCCCUCUUCACCCGAGGGCUUGGCUCCCCCACCGCCCGCUAGGGGGGGCAGCUUCAUCCGCGGGCACCGGCGCUCAGCUUCCUGCGGCUCAGCCAACCCCACGGCCCCCAAGCCGGGGUGCGCCUCUGCCUCUGAGUGCCGCUUCAUCCGGGUGCGCAUGGAGCUGCAAAAUGGCACUCUCUACAAGAGUGUUGUGGUGACGAGUCAAGACAAGGCCCCCGCAGUGAUCGCGAAGGUGCUGGAGAAGCAUAACCAGGAUCGGGGCCUGGCCCCCGACUAUGAGCUGGUGCAGCUCCUGGGCGAAGGCCGAGAACUGGCCUUCCCGCCCAUCGCCAACAUCUUCUACGCCAUGAACAGCUCGAGUUUGGACUUUGUGCUCCGCCGCAAGCGCUCACAGGACUCGGCGUCCCCACCGGUGCCCCCUCCCCGGACCCCACGGGGCACGGAUGCCCACGCCACUUUCCCAAAGAUCAAAGCCACCGGGCGCAAGAUCACCAAGGCCUUCUUCUGAGGGGGAGACGGGCGUGCCCCGAAGAGAGACUGUGCCCACGGAGGGAGGGGGCACCUGCAGCCGACUGGAACAGGGCUUCGGGGGCAACUGCCUCCCCUUUGCCAGCUUCUGCGGGGGCAAAGUGAGCUGGCUUUUUGUGCCCUUUGCUGCAGUUUGUUGCACCUGUGGACAAGCGUGGGUUUUCCAGAGGCUUCGUGGAACUCAGUGCGAGAGGCUCGCGGAGCCAAGGAAGGAAACUUGGGGGGCUGUUGGGGGUGUGGCCUGAGGUCACAUGCCCUUCCUUCUAAGCCUUGCCAGUGUGGUGAGGCUACCACCAGGGAGAAGCCCUUUGUCACGCCAGUCUUCCACUGAGUGCUGCCUUCGGUCUUCCACACCGGGCCCAGACGGCCUCCUUCCUUCCUGUCCAGACAGGAAGUGGGCUUCUCAGUCGCCUGUUUCUGGCGGGGUAAGGAGGGAAUGUGUUUCUCCCUGGUGUGAAGGAGACACAGUCGCUUUCCGUGCCCCACACAUCUUCCAGGGCUGGGGUGGGGCUCUUCCUCUUUAAUACUUGUGCCCCGCCAUGGGGCAGGUCUGAGGGAAGCAAUUUCUCAGGGAAUCUUGACUAGGGCCGAGAUGCAAACUCGCUCUUUCCAACUUCACCCGCCCCACAUGUGGAGGGAAAAGGGGUGCAGCUGGAAUACCCCUGUGCUUGGCGAAACUCUGGACUUUUAACACUAACGUACUGAAGACACUAGGCUGGGUGGGGGGGACGCUGGACCCUUCCCCCAGCCAGCUUCUGCUAGGAGAGCAGCGGAGUUCCCUCGCAGGCCAGAGGGGUGUCUUGUAAAGGCAGAAUGUGGCCCCUCCGGCCUUUCUGUCUCAAAGAGCACUGGGACGUGAGAAUGAAGCUCUUGACCUCGCGUCGGCAAAAAACCGAGUGGAGUAUAAAUACUUUAAUAAAUGCCGCUGUUUUUGA